GACGCAAGGGGAGGUGGGGCCUGGCCGAGCCUUGAUUGGCCGUGGUGCGCAAGGGCGCGGAUCGUGGUCCAGGCCGUGAGCUGCUGUGGUCGCCGGUGCAGAUUAACUCUGCUGCGCGCCGUGCAAGAUGCGGAAGGUGGUUUUGAUCACCGGGGCGAGCAGUGGCAUUGGGCUGGCCCUCUGCAGUCGGCUGCUGGCAAAAGACGACGAGCUUCACCUGUGUUUGGCGUGUAGGAACCUGAGCAAAGCCGGAGCCGUUCGUGAUGCCCUGCUGGCCUCUCACCCCUCCGCCCAAGUCAGCAUUGUGCAGAUGGAUGUCAGCAGCCUGCGGUCGGUGGUCCAGGGUGCAAAGGAAGUCAAGCAAAAGUUUCAAAGAUUAGACUACUUAUAUCUGAAUGCUGGGAUCAUGCCUAAUCCCCAGCUAAAUUUCAAAGCGUUUUUCUUGGGCAUCUUUUCAAGAAAUGUGGUUCAUAUGUUCUCCACAGCGGAAGGACUGUUGACCCAGAAUGACAAGGUCACUGCUGAUGGGUUCCAGGAGGUGUUUGAAACCAAUCUCUUUGGCCACUUUAUCCUGAUCCGGGAACUGGAACCCCUUCUCUGCCACAGCGACAGCCCCUCCCAGCUCAUCUGGACCUCUUCUCGUAAUGCCAAGAAAUCUAACUUCAGCCUUGAGGAUAUCCAGCACAGCAAAGGCCCGGAACCCUACAGCUCCUCCAAAUACGCUACUGACCUUCUGAAUGUGGCUUUGAACAGGAAUUUCAACCAGAAGGGUCUGUAUUCCAGUGUGAUUUGCCCAGGCGUAGUACUGACCAAUCUGACAUACGGAAUUCUGCCGCCCUUUGUGUGGACAUUGCUCUUGCCGCUGUUAUGGCUGAUUCGCUUUUUUGCAAACGCUUUCACUCUGACACCGUACAAUGGAGCAGAAGCGCUGGUGUGGCUUUUCCACCAAAAACCUGAGUCUCUCAACCCUCUGACCAAAUACCUGAGCUCCACCACAGGCUUCGGGACUAAUUACGUCAAGGACCAAAAGAUGGACAUAGACGAAGACACCGCCGAAAAAUUUUAUCAAACCUUAUUGGAACUGGAAAAACGCGUUAGGAUCACCAUGGAAAAAUCGGAUCACCCCAGCUGAUAGCGACAUUCUCCUGAGCAUCCAGUACCUUCUGUACCUUCCGGGGCACGUGGCUUUCUGUCGUGCUGGAUGGUACACAUUUGUCGUAAACCAUAAGCCAUGAUGAUCUCCUCUCCUACCUUUCAGAAUGAUCUCUAUGACUCUGUGUGCGCACAUGUGUGCAGGCAUACACACACACGUGAGGAAAGAUGGGCAAAUAGAGGACCGAAGUAAAUGCCCUCCAGAACAGUGUCCUUUCAGAAUUGCUAGAGGCUUCCUGCACAGCAUCUGCGUACAGCAUUCUGUCACCUGGAGCCCAGCAGAUGAGACUUGAGGGACUGGGUUCAGGUGCAGCCUGAACCUCCAUUUAGUCCUGGCAAGGAGGGGGCAAUGCCUCCUUUCCUUUUCCUUUCUUUUCCUUUCCUUUCCUCUAUGAUUGUUCCCCCCCCCCUUUAUUUUCUUCUCCACGUUCUGCUUCAGAUAAUCUUACAUGAUCGUCCACCGAGCAGCCCCCACGUGACUGCCCACAGUCAGCCUCAGGAGCAAAGCGUGAGCACUUUGGGCCACGCGCAUUAUUUCUUUUCUUUCGAAGCAUUUUGGGUUUUUUGGGGGUUUUUUUUUGUUGUUUUUUUUAUCAGGGAGUGGAGGCCACGGUGAGCCUGGUCUUCAGUAACGUGCAGAUGUGUUCAUUAUGAAGAGCUUAUCUUCAUGGUCGUAUUUCACCGGAAUUAAAUUUAUAGCAAAAAUUAUUUAUUCACGUUUCAAUAAAAUGUCAAAACAAACAAACAGAAAAGUCUGAGACACUGCUACAAGGCCUAGUGCCGGCCUCUGGUGCACAGUGGAAGGAGGAAGAAAUAGUUCAUUUGUGUGUGUCAGAUGAUGAGUUUUCCAAAUCCUUUUCUCUGUAAAACUGAAAGAGCCACACCUGAGCAUCCUUUGGUGUGAGCCAGAAUACUAAAGAUGACUAGAUAUUUUUAUCAUAAAUAAAGCCAUUCCGUUACUUGGGAUAUAAGAAAGUCGGUAAAAUUUUGAAUAAAAGUAAAAAAUGAUAUAUUAAUAUAAUUUCCCUACAGCUUGUGCUAUGAAAAUUUGAUUUUGUUGACCAAGAUUUUUUGUAAAGAUACAGGUGAGAAUGAGUGCAUGCCUCUGUCCCUCCCCCAUCUUUGGGAAAGGAGGGUGGAGCUUAGCAUGGGGGCUGUUCUUUCUUCGCUUUCAUCCACUCAGAACACCCAUUUGGAAAAGGUUACUCCUACAUGGUGAACUCACAUUUCUCACGUGUGAACUCUUUGCUCUGUUGCUCACGGGUUUGCCGUGAGGAGGGGAUUGACCACCUCGGCGUACUGUGAACAUCCUUAGAGAUCAGAAACCCAGAGCGUGGGGGUUCAGACACCCCCCCACCCCCCCACCCCCGUGAAGGGCACUGACCGACCACGGUCCUUUUGACAGUCGGUUCUGAUCCCCAAGCAUUUCCAGGAGACAGCAUGGGGUGCUGCAGGAUGGAUUCUAGGCCCGGGGCUGGGUAGUCAUAAUCUAAACUGGCUUCAAGAGAGGGCAGUAGUUUGGGCUUGGGUUAUUGGUGAGUUUGGAAAAGCAUGUCCUUUUUCCAGUGUUGUCAACUUACGGAUAGCAAGUUACUCAUUUCUUUUUACCAGCUGGAUUAGUAAUUCCUCUGGUUUAUUCUUGAUACUGAUAAUCUCUUCAUUGUCUUGUAGUGCAAGAGGUUUUCCAUUUUGCUGGUGUUUUCAGAGCACCAUGUUUCCGCCUCACUGAAUUUUUUCUCUCCAGUUUCUUACAUAUUUUCCUUAGAGAUUUUGGCUCUGCGUGUUUUAAUUAUCUUUUUAAAAAAACACUUAAGGUUACUUAUUUAAAAGCUUUUCAUCAUGGCUGGUGUAAGUGUUUAAUUAUAAGCAUUUAAUGACAGAAGUAUCCCUCUCAGCCUGGAAUAACUGGGUCUCGUGUUUGCUGACAUGCUGCCUUUCUUUUAGAUUAUUUUAUUACUUUCUGUUGAGGUUUCCUUUUAUGAAUUAUUAGAAAUUAUUUAAUGUUGAUACUUUUAGAGCUUUAAAAGGUUGGUACUUGACUGGGGAGAUGGCUCGCUCAGUGGUUGAGAGUCCUGAGGACUCAGGUUUGAUUCCCUGCUUAACCUGGUGGCUCUCAAAGAUAUGUAACUCCAGUUGCAGGGGAUCCAGUGCCAUCUCCUGGCCUCUGUGUACACCAGGCAUGCAUAAGAUGCACAGGCAUGCAUGCAGACAAAACACCUGUACACAUAGAGGUAAAUAAUUCUUAUAAGAGUUGAUACUAGCUUCUAGGUAUAGUCUGUUGGGCUUUUCUAGUUUCAGCUUGGUAUAGUCAGAGUGCAUUGAGUCCUAGUUCUGUUUAUGGCCCAGGAUCUGAUCUGCCUGGAGCAGUCUGUGGAUUUUCCUUCACACCGUGCCUGCUCGUAUUUCCUCCUUAGAACACUGGGAUUGCUCUCUUUGUACCUUCUACAGAGUUCAUGGCUGCUUUCCCAGCAGGUGUCGCAUGGGAAGGCCACACCACUCUGUUGAAAGCAGUAUUUCUCAUCUUCGUAUCAGUCUUCGUUUCUGCUAUAAUUUCCUGUGUUCAGUCCGCUUUUCUUGUUCUGUGUACAUUUCUGCUUUCAGUUAUUGCAAAAUUUUGAUGAAUUUUAUUGUUAAUUUGUAUUAUUUAUUUAUUUUGCAUGCUGGGGCACAUUGAAUUCAGGGCUGUGGAGUCCAUCUUCUCCUCGUGGGUGAUCCCUGGGCAGGCACGCUGUAGAUGAUAGUUGUCAGCUGAAGCUUUUAGUUGGUAUUGUUUUGUUUCUUUCAUGCCUCAGUGAGGUCUUUGAUAGUUGAUCAAAUCUAACAUUUCAUCAUGGACCUCAGGUUUUACCAUCCUUAUCAACCUUCUGAAAAACAAAACGAAACAUUUACCUGAGGGCUGGAGAGAUGGCUCAGCAUUUAAGAGCUCUGACUGCUUUCCCAGGAAACCCAGGUUCGUUCCCAGCACACGCGUGGUAGCUCACGAUCAUCUCAAGUUCCAGGGGACCCUGUGUUCUCUCUGGCUUCUGUGGGCACCAGACACAAGUGGUGCACAGAUAUACAUGCAGGCAAAAUACUCAUACACAUAAAAAUAAAUCUUAAAAACAGAAUCCCAAACUAAAAACCAUUAAUUUGUGGGGGGGGGGAGGAAGAGUAUAAAGUUGUGAUAAAACUAAAAUCUCUGCAUAUCACCAAAUGCUCCCCUUCUUACCCUAAAAGCCUCCUGAUAGGCAUCUAGGAGCAGGCUGCUGCCCAGGUUCCUUGUCCUGCUCCUCUCCAAGCUAACCUGGAGUGCACCCUCCCAUCCAACCUAUAGGAGCCCAGCCACAUUUGAAGCCUUUACUCUGAGAGACAUAUACCAGUGUUGAAUUACUUUUAUUUUCCUUGUAUUGAUGGAGCGUGCUUUAGAAAUCACCUAUUUUUUUUUGUCAAGCUGUGUGUUCAUGUAUCUUACCAUUUCCUGUUAGAUUUUCAACCUUUGAAUAUAAGGGAUAUUAUCUAUAUAAUAAACAAUGGAGCUCUUGUCUAAACAUUUAUUUAUCUAAAGUUUGUACUUGUUUCUCUUGCUUAUUGUCCUUUGACAUACCAAAGGACCAGCUCCAAGACCUUUUGUUGUUCUGACUCAUAUUUAUAGUUCAAUCAAUGGCUGGCAUUUAUGAGGCUCUUGAUAAAUAUAUGAACAAUUGAUUGAACAAGUGUUUAUAUGAAUAAAAGAAUCGUGCUAUUUUG
Messenger RNA from Alexandromys fortis (reed vole), 4878 nucleotides. RefSeq names its product hydroxysteroid 17-beta dehydrogenase 7 (gene Hsd17b7). Gene Ontology annotation, cellular component: endoplasmic reticulum membrane. Gene Ontology annotation, biological process: cholesterol biosynthetic process. Lineage: Eukaryota; Metazoa; Chordata; Mammalia; Rodentia; Cricetidae. The transcript has 9 exons. The record is from RefSeq and is a predicted model, not a curated record. Gene Ontology annotation, molecular function: estradiol 17-beta-dehydrogenase [NAD(P)+] activity; 3-beta-hydroxysteroid 3-dehydrogenase (NADP+) activity; 5-alpha-androstane-3-beta,17-beta-diol dehydrogenase (NADP+) activity. Bases 128 to 1132 code for a protein of 334 amino acids.